Molecule: messenger RNA, 6195 nt
Organism: Bicyclus anynana (squinting bush brown)
Lineage: Eukaryota; Metazoa; Arthropoda; Insecta; Lepidoptera; Nymphalidae
Exons: 7
Coding region: 374-1516 (380 amino acids)
Source: RefSeq, a predicted model, not a curated record
UACUACAUCGCCAGUCGGUGCCCAACUGUCGUCGAAGUAACACGUGCAGUGUUCGUACUCAACAGCCGCGCCGGUGAAAUAAAACCUGAAUUAAAACAAAUCUUUUCAACCAUUUAACUGUGUUUUAUAAAUCACUGAUAAGUGUUUGAGUGCCACUGUAUACAGGAACCACGUGAUUGCAAGGUAUCCAAAUCAUCAGUGAGAACAGUGAAAGUGUAUUCAAAAUCAAUUUUUACUUACUCGUAUAACGUAACUUCAUUAUUUAACAACAUGACUUGAUAAAUAGAAAUAAAUAGUGUUGUGUUGAAGUAAUAAUAAUAAUUAGGCAUUAAAAAGUUAUUAGGAAGUGAUAAUAUCAGUGACAGUGUACAAAAUGGAAGCUUUGGAGAGGAGAGGAAGGCUGUUGGCGAUGCUGACCAUCGUUUUCAUCGUCUUUUGGUCUCAAUGCAAGGGCGUGUCGGGCCACAAGAACCACACGCGGAUGUCAUACGUGUGCCCGCCGCAGUUCGUGCGGCUGGGCCACAGCUGCUACUUCUUCAGCGAGAACAAGGCCACGUGGCACAACGCGCUUUUCGCCUGCAAGGACCGAGACAGCAACCUGUCGGUGCCGGCGCGGUGGGAGGACAGAAAUCUUCGGAACUACCUCAACAAGCAGAGUGUUGAGCGUGCCAGCCGUUGGAUCGGCGGCAUCUACGACUACCAGGCGCGCGCGUGGAAGUGGGGCGGCGAGCUGCGACCCAUGCACUACCAGUCCUUCUCCAAGAUGAAGAAGCUGUCCCCCAAGGAGCUCCACUUCCAGUGCAUCUCCAUGGCUCCGGAGCUUCUCUACAGGUGGGCACCGCAGAGAUGCUUCGAGCCUCUACAGUUCAUCUGCCAAACGAGACUGCAGAAGGUCCCCCAGUCCAAGCUGAAAGGCCUUCGCCGAAGGUACCAGCGGAUGGGCAAGAUCAACGAGAUCACAGUACCGAGCGUCAGCAAGGAGGAGGAUCCUCGAACGAAUGAUGUCACCAGCAAUCCCAUUUUGAACCCCAAAUCCAACAAUCUGCAACCAACUUCGCGAAAAGCCCAGAAGAACCCGAUACGCAACAACCCGAGGGUCUACGACCUACGGCCUAAUGAGCUGAGGAAGCGGUCGCGGCCUAACGCUCAGAGAAAGCUUAAGAGACCAUUCCCAGGUUACCGAUGGAACAGGCGCGACCCCGAAGGCUCGUACCAGCACAACGUCAACAUACUCCGCUCCGGUCGCACCGGCCUCAGCCCGCAGCAGAUCAACGGCCAUCUCUCGCGACUGCAACACAUGCGCGACCGACAAAUCGCACGACGCAAGCGACUGCGCGACAAAGAGGAAUGGCUAGUCAACGACGCCCCGCCGGCUAUGGUCCGCACACACGCCAGGACUUACACCGUUGACAACAACAUCAGCGCUCUUCAUCCUAAGACCAUAGUGGAAGAGUUUGAUAUGAUGCCUCCGCCUGCACCAGUUGUGUUGCCGAGACCAACCCGCGGUAUUUGGUAAUAGAUAGGGUAUAUAGUUUUUGGGAAUCUUUAGCCGGAACUCUCAGUAUAGUCAAUCUAUUUAGAAGUCCGUUUCGUUUUGGAUGUAAUAACAUGAACCAAGCGCGUUUGUUUAAACUGAAGCCUUGUUUUGUUAAAGACACUCCGUCUACUGUCUACUUACUACUAAUAUUUAAUAAAUACAUUUAAAACCAAACGAACUUCCAAAAUUAGACUAACUAUACUUUUAUACGAUUUACUUGGACAUUUCAUAUUGUAAUAAUAGGUAUUUCUUCUGGAAUCAAGUUUUUUUACAAGCUAUAAGUCGUUUCUGAAUACUUUUUACAGUUGUGAAGUAAGAUUUCGUUAUUUUUAGAAGUUUGUUCCUGUAUUAGUUAGUGCAGUUUUUCUUUACGACAUCAUAAUUAAAUGUAAUGCUCAUUUAUAAGCGAUGCACAAUAGUACAGUAAGGUUCUGAUUUCUGUAGACGCCGCAUAUUACCUGAAAGUUAAUAUGUUUCUCAAAACCCUAUAUCUAUUUAAAAUCCUCUGCUAUAUAUUUUUUUUUUUAUCUUUACGCUUCGAAUUCCUAAAGCUUUUAGCACUUCUGCAAGCGUUUCUUCUUCAAGCGUUACCAUUGGUUGGAUUUUUUUUGCUUUUAAAAAAAAAUAUUCAACGCUUUCGAAUAUUUUUACUGUUAUUUAAUCGCAAAGUGGCUAAAGGUGACAUUUAAACUAUCUCGUUUUAUUUUCUCCACAAAGCCCACCCAAUACGCAAAGAUCUUUAUUAAAUUUAGUCUACACGUGCAUGACUACUUUUUAUUAUCGGCCAACUGACGCAUCUAUUUAUUUUUGCUCAAAGAUUAUGAAAAGUCUUAUUAUAUCUGAGAAAAUAGAUUGCAACAGGCAAUCUAUUUUCAUUUCCAUUUUAUAUUUGCAAAAUAUUAUGGCACAAAAAUGUAAUCAAACCUUUUUAAAUAAGAAAUUAUAGUAGUAAAAUAAUUAUUAAAUAUAAAAUUUUGGAUUUUCAUACUUAUUCUGCACAUUUUAAACUAUACUAUAAAAUUUUCGUAGUCUUGCAAUUCCAAUUGUAUGGAUAUAAGGCUGACCGGCCUACAUAUGCGAUUUGUUAGUAUGGUAGCCGAUUACUAGUGUGUACGUGACCUAUAUUUAUUUACAACGAGUAUUUAUUUUUUAUAAAAUAUAUUUUUGUGUAAUGUUAAGAUGACUGUGAAAUAUCAAGUGAACACUUAAUUACAACAUCGUGUGUACUAAGUCUUAGGCUGUCAAACAAUCUAAUUUAUUAUGAUUGUGUUUAUGUAUUAUUAAGAGUUUAUUGGUAACUGUAUUUAAACUUCAAGCUUUAGAUGUAGAGUUGCAGUUUAUUGCAGUUCUGCAAACAGUUUGCAAUUUUAUCCUGAUAAUGUAUGUUUAACACACUCUAGAGUAAAAAAUGGACGUAGGUAUCUUGGCAAAAACAAAUAUUAUUUAAAAUGAAAUUAAAAUUAUCAUUAGGUUUCCGAACAUUUAUGUGUGUUGGCCCUUAUUAGAAAUAUUGUGUUAACUAUUAUUAUUUUGUCCCUAUUUCAUAUAUGAAAUGUUAAUUUUUUUUUAUCUUUUUAUAAUUCCUAGUUUGUACUAAAAGAAAAUACGACCUAAGUAUAGGUCAGGUUAUAGGCAUUCAUCAGUUAUUUUUAAACAGUUUAAAUAUUUUUCCAAAUUGCCUGUCUGUUUUUUUCUUUAGUCUGUGAUAUUUUAAGGUGAUGUUCAGACGGGAUGUUAUCGACGUAAACACAAAUGCAACAUCGUCUGAACGCUGCCUUGUAUUUCUAUUUAAUACAAAUAUUAUUUGCAUCUUUGUGGUCUACGCAGAUGUAUCAUUUUCAAUAUAAAUAAUUGCAUAUAAUUCCUAUGCAUUAAAUUUUGCACGUCUGUAGUUUUCUCGCUAUUUCUCGAGCCCAGUGAGCUCUGAUAUGUGUGUUGAGACCUUUGAAAAUGUGAAACAGAAUUUUAAUUUUAAGUUAGCUUAGACAUUUUAACGCACUAAACCCUAAUUUAAAAUCAUCAAAAUUACGUAGUGUAAGUCUAGUCAGUAAGCUAAUUCAAAAGUUGUACGAACGUAAGCAUUUAUAUAAAAAAAUAACGAUUAUUUGCAUUAUACAAUUGAGAAUACAGUCCACACUUGUUUUUGUAGGAGUAUCCCUGUAAUUUACCGGGACGCAGUGGCUUCGGUCGAGCCUACGUUCCUACCAGUAGAACUACCACCAAUAAUGAUGUUAUUUUAAUAUUUUCGUAAAUACUCGACUUUUUUAAACACCUUUCUGCUUUUAAAGUCAUUGUGUAAAAUCUAUACUUCUAUACUAAUAUUAUAAAGCUGAAGAGUUUGUUUGUUAGUUAUGUUUGAACGCGCUAAUCUCGGGAACUACAGGUCCGAUUUGAAAAAUUCUUUCAGUGUUAGAUAGCUUAUUUAUCGAGGAAGGCUACAGGCUAUACAUUAUUCCUACAAGAACGGGAACCACGCAGGUGAAACCGCACAACAUCAGCUAGUAUUUAAUUAAAAGCAAUAGUUAAUUUUGAAUUGUUAACGUAAAGCUGUUUUGUUUCUAUAGUAGCUGUGUGCCCAGGAUUUCAUCCAUGACUGCGUUACUCGCUAGUAAUAGUAGCAUAAAAUUAGUGAAAGAAUUUUUAAAACGGGUGUAAGCGUGAAAGCGUGACAUACAAAAAAUCACUCUGAUUAAUUAUAUUAGUUGGGAAUAUUGUCUAAAAUUACAAACGUGGACUAACAAUAAUUCGCCAAAAAUUAAAUAACCUAACGACUCAUUUUUUUCGUACAUAUUAGAAUUAUAACUUUUUUUUAUUUUAAAACAAAAUUGCUAGAAAUAUGUACAUUUUUUUUAAAGAACAUAAAUUAUAGAUUAAUAGAUACAUUAUUAUUAUUAACAAAAUAACGCUGCCAUUCUCAUUGAUGUAAGUGUAUUUAUGACAAUACGAAAUGAAGUCGUACUUCAUAUUGGCAUUUGCUUAAUUAAAUCUACUUUAAGUUAAUAACAUUAAAAUUAAAAUAAGUAUUAAUAUCAUACGUUCAUACGUUCCAAUGUAUGCUUCAACAAUGUGCCGUAAAAGUUGGGGAAACUGAUUUUAUUAACUACCAUUUACCACUCUCCCUACCUACCUACCACUUAGGCUGUACUAACCAUCUACGAUAACCACCUAGGCUAACCACCUAAACUAACCACCUAGCUAACCACUGGAACAACAGCUUGUUGUUGUACAGUGGUUCGCCUAUGUGGCUUCGGGUCACGAUUUCUGUGAUUCGAGUCCUGAGUCUGAAUUAUUGAGCUUUGCAGAAAGAUUUUCUACUAUGGACAUGUCACUAGCGCGCCGAAACUGUGGCGAAGAAGGCGCCAAAUUAUAUAAUGUAAAAUAUAGAUGACUUUACCCUAUGUUCAGUUGAUCUAAAUCAGGGAUUUGUAAAGUAAAACUGAAUUAUCAGGUUACCAACUUUUGCGGCGCGAACUGUAAGUUAAAAAAAAUAUAAUAUUAUACUGAAACUUCUUAGUUAUCAUUGUAGUGCCAAUAUCUUUGUCCUCGCAUUUAAAAAUAAUAUUAAAAUAAUUUGACAAGUGUAAUUUAUUAAAAGUUGUAAACCUACUUAGUUUACUUUCUACAUACGAGUAAGUAAUGUUAGUUUAUUAUUUUCAACAUUAGCUUGAUCUUAUACGGUACAAUGUAUUAAAUACGUACCUACUAUUAUAUAUAGUUUUCGAGCCUUAAGCUUUUGUAUCUUUUUCAAGCAACCAAAAAUUCAUUCGUUUAACACUUUUCUUUAUAACUAUACAUAAGUUGGUUGAAAUAUUGGUUCAACCUACUUGCUUAUACCUACUUAACCUGCUUAACUGCUAGGUGUGGUCACGCUAGUGACCAUCAAAAGAUGACCACAGAAUUUGGUAUGAUUGACCAUUAUUGCCUAACUGUUUGUUCACCCAAUUUGUGACAGUAAUUUCAUUUUAAAAACCGAUCAUGGACAAACAAAUGUGAAUUUGCCAUCUACUUACUCGGUUGUAUUCGUCCAUCAUGACCGCCAGUGUAGAUGAGCCGUUAUAAAAAACUCAACUCUUAGAUUUUGUACCAAAAAAAAUAAUCUUUUGAAUAACGUAUGUUUCCCUAUCUACGAAAAGAUGGCGUUACUAGUAUAUAAAUAAAAGUUUAAAAAAACAAUAGUUUUCCUAAUUCCAAGCAUCCAACAUUAUGUAUUUUAAACACUAAUAUAAUUAUUUAAUCUGUAGAAAUAACGUUCAUUACCGUUUUUCGUACCAAUAUGUUUUAAAAUAUCAAAAAUGCGGCUGUAAAAAUUAUUACAAAUUCUAUGUGAAAUAUCUUUACAGUGCUGCACACUUGUCAAUAUUUUGUAAGAUAUAAAAUUAAUUUUAAUACUAGUCCAAUCUGUAAUAGAUUUUAAAUAAGUACGUUACAUGAAAUAGUAUUACUUUCUCCAUAAAUUAAUGACUUUAACUAUCUAAGUUAAAUUAUUGACUUUUAUAAUAAAUACUAGUAAAAUGGUCCAAAGUUGAAAAGUUUGAAAACAUCAAGUGACACAUUUGUACUCAUAAAUUUAAAGAAUAUAUAAUCAAAAUUGUAUAACGUAGUUCUAAUUACUUUCAUUGUAGAUUUUAAGGAAAAUAAAAAGCAUCUGAAUACUGCAA